AUGUUCAGGCUAAAGUCUAUUCUAAGUAAAAGUGGUAAACUUGACAAUAAAGUUAAAAGAAUUGGACCACACAUAGAAAUCUUCCAAGUGUUCCGGGAAAGGACCAAAUUUGUAAAUACCAAAAAAGUAGUUAGAAUGAUCAUCAUCAUACAGGCCUAUGUCAGAGGAUGGCUUGAACGCAAAAGAUUGCAGAGAAUAAUGAUCAAGGCUUUGUCUCAUGGACCAAAUUUGAGAGCAGUUAUAAACAUGUAUCGUAGACAGAUCUAUCGUGUUAAAUAUCGACUUGGUCUUUGGAGGACAAGACAAAUUAUAAACUUUGUAGAACUAGAGGAAUGGAUGGACAGAAAAAAGUUCUAUGAAACAAUGUUUGCUAAGAGAGAAGAUUGGCAAGGAUUAGAAAGAAGUGAGCUCCUCAAGUUCUUCAAUGACUGUGGUCAUUUCCCAACCCAGCAGCAAAUUGACGAGGUUUGGGACCUGGUCCAUAGAGAAGACCAUGAGAAAUAUUCUGAACUCAUCAAGAAGUUCAAUGCGAUUGAAAUGCUAUUUACACUCUAUCCUCCUCAAGGUGCCCAUGUGCGUAAUAAUAUACGGCUUAGGUCAACUUGGCUGAGACCAGUAGUAAAUGGUGAAGAAGGUUAUAGAUAUAUAGGCCUUCUGAUGAAGCAACCAACCAAGCCAUUCACUGCUGCCCAAGCAUAUUCACAACUCACAAAGCUGAUGACUAGGUGUACUACUUGAAGCUCUGCCCACUGGAAUACUGUCUCUCACCAUUGGUAUUCAGGACCACUGCUGAGUAGGGCUCUAUGUAGUGCAUUUAUGGUCCAGUUUUGGUUCUCACAGUCAUAUUAAGCCAACCCAUCUGUGAAACAAACUGUUUUUUUUUUUCCCUUCUCUUCCAUUAACCGGUCAUAGGGAAUCCUCAACAAAGCCAUGAGUGUGAGAUAAGAGAAAGAAAGUUAGGUGCAACUGAGGUAGGUAACAUGAUAGAGUGGGCACCUGUUCACAUAACUGACUUUUGUCUUCCCUAUGUGCUUAAAUCCAAUCCCAAAUAGACGUUUCCAUUGCAUGAUGGGUUGCUGCUGUGCCCAUCAACCUGAUGGUUCAUAUGGGAGGCUCCAAUUCCAUAGUCACUCUACUGAGGCAUAAUACAUGCUAAGGUCACUUUUUAAACAUUGAAUAGUUCUUCUGUAUAGGCAAUAUGGAUUUGCUCCAGAAAUCUUGGGGAGUGCAUCAUGACUUUGCUAUCAAGGCUUGCUAGUGGAUCCCCAUGGCAUCCUUAUCCACCAUGGAUACUCCCUCUAAUAAUGUGGAAUCUUCCGUGUCUUGUGGCCAAGGAGAAGUGUUGUGUGUAUUGCAGUCUGUAUCUGCUGCAGAACCUUCUUUUGCUCUGGGCCCCAUAUAGUAUCAAACUUCCAAAUCACUUGAUAAAUGGAUCAGGGCAACAUUCCCAAGUGUUUUACGAGCUACAUCCAAAAUCACAUUCUGCACAGCAACUACAUUGGUGGCUACUAUGUAGUUAUGUUUUCAGCCGUUAGCUGUUUGCCAUGAUCCAUCUGGUUUUCCAAAGCACCAAAUUGUUGAAUUCAAUGCGGAUAUGAUGGGGACCAUUACUUCUGCACUUUUAAAAUCUUUGAAGGAGGCAAUGAUCUCUGACACUUCACUGAAGAUGUGUUUUGCUUCUCAUUUGAGAUUUCAGCUGGGUCUGGGGCUAUUUCAGGGACUGUCACCUGGCUGCUUUUCUACCUGCUGCUAUGGUUCUUAAUUUACAGAUUAGAGAACCAGUGUGAGGGUUCUGCAAGCUGUUAAUUAUAUCCAUCCUGAUUGUGCACUCAGAUGCCAGGAAAAUAACCCUCUAGUAGGUUCAUGGACAUCAUUUUUCACCAGGCCUCCCUAGACCCAGCUCUAAUAAGGAGUCCUGAGGAUCUUUUGAAUCCUCCUGUUACCAGUAUUAGCUCAUACACUUUAUUCAACAAUCCUUGAAAUAUAUGGGAACAAUUCCUCUGGGAAAUGUCUAUAUGUCUUUUUUGGGGGUAAGGAGGAGGAUUGGAGAAUAGAUAUUGUAUAUAUUUAUUCUGGCAUUACAGGAUCAUUCCUGAAGGAGAACCUGCCUCCUCUUCAGUCAAUGUUCAUUGGGUCUGAUUCAUGUUUGGUGGCUGAUAAGAUGGUUUUCUAUUCUGUUGGCUAACACAGACUUUGCUCACCUGCUCUUGAUAUAUCUUGGCUUUGAAAGUUAAGCAACACCCUUUUAGAGGCCUCUCACCUCUCAAAACAUCAUGGUCUAUUUGCCAUAACUACAGGUAUCUCCUGCGUAUUAUGGUAAUAUAUCCACUUUGCCUCCAACAAUUAAAUAAUAUUACUUGACCUCCAUUAUCACAGAGUCUUAUCACCAUCAUUGGUAACUUAAGGUCCAGUUACUUAGCUGUCCUACAAAGGACAGCCUCCACUGGAUUUCUUAAUGAUACCAAUGCCAUCCCCCCAUUAACCCAGGCCUUAUCAUUUGAGUAAAGGGAUACUCCCUUCAGCUGUCCUGCAAAAAACAGUCAUCUCUGUCUUACAGGAUAAGUCCACUCUAGCAUACAUUCCUCUUUGACCCUUUUGGCCCCUUCCUCAAUACUGUGGCAGAGCAGUUCUGAUAACCUUACCUCAAUUACCAUCAUUUCUUCUGUGCUUGGAAGAAUCAACCCAUCAGUCUAUUAGAACUGGCCACAGGUGACCUUGCCUGGUCAGUAAAUCUUGAGUCAUGAUAAAGUGCCCCACAUCAAUGAACUCUCUCUUAUUCAACCUUUUAUUCUGCACCCACUGGGCCAUCACUCACAAUAUCUAUUCUCAGGCAUAGUCUCCUAUCCGCCUCUCCCCCCUCCCCAGGAUGUUUUGGUCAGAUCCCAAAGCUAUUUUGGUGAUAAUCCUUUUCCUCCCAUAGCAAGGACUAACCCCCCACCCCAAUCUGGCCAUGCUGAGCCUUAAUUCUAGUUAUUGGUUCAGAAGUACUGAGAAGAGGGCGUAGAUUUCACAGGGGCAGGCAUCAUCUUGUGAGGCAACUCCAUCAGGUGAGACAUUUACAUGUCCUCUAAUGAAGGGAGAUUGGUGUUCUCUAGCAAGGGGAUGGGGUCCUUUUCUGUCUGUGUGGUGACUUAGGAGUCUGCAGGUUCAUGCGUCUCAAACAUAUUCAUCCAAAUGUUCUGAUUUCAACAACUUUACCAGGAACUCUAACUCUGACUUUGGCAUGGGAAACUGGUCAGGGCUGGAGUUUCAAUCUAUUGCACUUAGUAACAGCCCACCUACUUUAAAAUUCUUAUAAUUACCCAUCUGUUAAGCUUAGAGACAUUGUAUAAGCCAGUGUCUUCCCUUCUAUCUGUAUCCGUCCCAAUUCACCUCACACAAGAACCCAGUAAUUAUAGUGUGGCAGCAAUAUCAGGAAUUAUACCCAUGUCAUGACCAGCAAUGGUAUCCUUAAUUGCUGUCUGAUUGAUAAAUGACUGAGUUUCAGAAUACCAUGUUGAGAGAUGGCUUUCUGAGACAAAUUCUCUUACCAGCUAUCUUAGUUUUAGUUCCUUCAGAAGCAGAUCCUGAGCAAGGAAUUAAGUGCAAGGAGUUAAUUUUGCAGGUGAUUUCAGAAAAUGCAGGUGGAGGAGGGAUGAAGUGAGGCAGAGAGGGAAGCAAUGAAGGGUGAGUUAGCAAGUAUGUUGCCACCAUGGACAGCCAAGCCUUAAUUCCCCAGGGACCUCUGGAACACCUCAGACUGCUAAAAAGGCACAAGAGGACUGGAGCAUUUACCCACCAGUUUCCUAUGUAUCAUCGGAUGAUGGACUUUUUUGGGUGCACAUUACCUCUUUGACACCUUGGAGUUGCCUGCAUACAGGCCCAGGGGCAGGAGAAGCUCUCACGGAGAGAGUUGCAGGUCUCGAAUAAUUACUAUUAUUGAGGCACUUUCGUGUCUUGGCUUCUAUGAUCACACACUCUACUGGCUUGAGGUACUACCGACUCCCAAGUUUAUUCUUCUUAUGUAGACUUCUCUCAUGUUCCUUAGACCCUUUGCCUGUUAGAUAUUAUUACUCAGAGGGCUUACAUGCAUCUGAAACCCAGCAUAUCCAAGACUCAACUCCCACCUUCCCACUUUCUAAAAUGGUUUCUCUUUCUGGAUCCCCUGAAUAUAUGAUUGGCACCUUCCUACUGGUUGCCUAAAUCAGAAAACCAGGGUUAUUCUAGCCUUGCCUCUUUCACUUUCUCUCUCUCCACAUUCACCACUCAAAAAUGCCAGUAUGUCUUCUAAAUACCUUUUACAUUUUCUUUUUUCCCUCCACCCACACUGCCAUAGUGCAGACCAUUAUUAUUUUUACUUGAAUUACUGUUACAAAAGCCUAAUUGAUCUCUCUGCUUUCCACUCAAUCCAUUCUCCACAGUGCAGUCCCUGUAAUAUUUCCAAAGAUAAGUUUGAUAAAUUGUUCCUAUACUUAAAAUAGUUUCUCGUUGAUCUUAAAAUGAAGACCAGUUCCAUUAAGGUAGUGAUCCAGGUCCUUUAGAUCCAGCCUCUGCUUCUCCCUAUCCUCAAUUCUUUUCAUUUCCACUCUUAAAGGCUAGACUCCGGGGUACUAAACUUUUUUCAGAUCCUUCCUUUUCUGGAUUUUCACACAUGGCUUCUCUGCCUGUAAUACUCCCUUUCCACUCUCCACUCUUCCUUAACCUUGUAACUGCUUAUAAUUCUUUACGUCCCAACUUAGACAUUUCUUCCUGGAGGUCUUUACUCCUUGAUUCCCUUGAGUGGUUUGGUUGGCCAGUGAUGUGCUCCUACUAGUAGUAAUCUUCACCUCCUUGUCAGAAUUUAUUAUAUUUCAUUGCAAUUAUUUUUAACUGAUUUCCCCUUAAAUUAUACUGUAUGAUCUGUGGGGGCAACGAUCAUGCCUUUCUUAUGCACUUUUAAAUUUUCAGCAACUAGCCAUAGUUUCUAGUACAUAUUAGGUCCUUAAUAAAUGUCUGCUUAUAGACAGAUUAUUUAUUACCUUUAGCUCUUUAAAACAUACUGUGUUUCAUAGAUGUUUUACUUGAUCAUCUGUUUCUUCAGUGCCUAGUACAGUGCUCGGUAAGUAGAGGCAUUUGUUAACUAUUAGUUAACUUAAGAAAUAAAGAUCUUGGGCGCCUGGGUGGCUCAGAUGGUUAAGCGUCUGCCUUCGGCUCAGGUCAUGAUCCCAGGGUCCUGGGAUCGAGUCCCGCAUCGGGCUCCCUGCUCCUUGGGAGCCUGCUUCUCUCUCUCUCUCUCUGUCUCUCAUGAAUAAAUAAAUAAAAUCUUAAAAAAAAAAGAAAUAAAGAUCUUAUGAUAUUGCUUAGUAAUAGAAACAAGCACAUUACCGAUACCAGAUGAAAAUACCUAAUGAGAAUCACUAGUACAAUCAUGUUUAUGCUCAGAAUGUAUAAGUCAUUUUCAGUUUACUAAUGUUAUCCCUCUUCAUAAUUACAUAUGCAAUGGUACCAAGCAAAUGUUAUUUCUAAAUUAAUUCAGAAUGAAGGAAUACUUGUUAAAUAGUAUCUGUGAAUAUUCCCCUAGUUAUUCUGGGGUAAUAAAUAAUUCACAUACUCAAACUUGAAAAAAAAUUGACAAAUCCCCAUAAAAGUAAUGAAAAUCAUUACCAUUCCAAGAUUCAGUGGUGUAUUUUAAGAUAAGAAUUGAAGAGGCAUCCUCAGGGAAUUACCUUAGCAGGGAAGCCAAAGAAUUUCCCCUAUAAACUUUUCGCUCCACAGAACUAAAUGUUAAAUAACUUCAUGGUUAGAAAAUGUAUUCUCCCUUCCACUAGCUAAAUAUUUCUCUGUGGCUUGGAUUAUCAUUUCCUAAAUCUGUUAUGACACGCUCCUUCAGAGUGCAGCUCAAAGACACUUCUGCAGCUUUCCUUCAUCCUUGUGAGGUAUGUCUAAUAACUUCCCACCAAAUCCUUCAUGUCUUUGUUUUCCAUCCUGGAAAACAUAUGGUCUAUUUUAUCCAAAUAGAGUUCCUGUCAGGCAAUUGGGAGACCAGGAUAUCCUGUUUUAAAUUGGGGUUAUCUGGAGGGAAAUGUCACUUUUUGAAAGUAUCUAUUAUUCUGUGUCUUGUCAGGGAGAUAUUAAUAAAAUUUGAUAGAAUAUGGUAAUGCAAGUUUGUUUGUUAUUCUUCACCAUGCUGUGGUAACCCCGGUCUUUCUCUCUCCAAAAGAAAGAAAAACAAAUGACUCUCUGGAAGGUUUCUAAAAUAGUACUAAACAAAAAUAUUUCAACAUGAUUGAUAAAGUCUUAAGACCUGGAUAUUGGUGAUUGGAAUGGCUGAGAGGAGUCAGUGCUCCUGAACUAGUCUUUUAAUAAAGUGGGCACAUAUUGGAAAGAUAUAUUUUUGACAUUUUGCAUAAGGCAAAAAAUCAGCAAGCUUGACUGAGCAAGAUUGUGUGCUGUUAGAUACAGUGUAGUUCUUUCAUUAACACUAGAUUGAAUUCUGAACAUGGUCCAAGCUUGAUGGAGAUCUACAUGAAAACCUGAUUUACAUUUGUUGAGUUUUCCAUGCAUUUCUGAAAAGCUGCCAGAUCUGGUAUCAAUGGAGGUACUGUAUAUUAAAAGAAAGCACAACCAACUAUCUUCCAUUGAGUUGGAUCAUCCUGAUUACCUUGAUAUUUUUGUCCAAUUGUAUCAGAUACUCUGAGAAAAGCAAAACAGUAUCCUUUUGUAUGCUGAACUUAUUAUAUUAAUUUUCUUCAUGCAAACUAAUGGAACUGUAGAAUUUCUGUGGGGCCCACAUAGGGUAUUUUCAAAUGAAAUCACCUUAUCUUAAAAGCUGUUUAAGGUAACAUACUAUGUAGAGAGAAUGAUUUUAUAUGAAAAAGUAAAUGUCAAUACGCUGGCAAAAAAAUAAAUAAAAGGUUUCACAUGGUGGUACUUUCAAGAAAGUUUUAGUUUGAUUUUAAAUUUGUAUUUGAUUUUAAAUUCCUAUAACCUGCAGCUUUUUAUAUUAUCAUGAUUACAUUGUUCUUACAUUCAGAGUUCUACUGCCCUCCAAAAGCACCUGGGCAU
Molecule: messenger RNA, 7023 nt
Organism: Mirounga angustirostris (Northern elephant seal)
Lineage: Eukaryota; Metazoa; Chordata; Mammalia; Carnivora; Phocidae
Product: IQ domain-containing protein M-like
Exons: 6
Coding region: 1-738 (245 amino acids)
Molecular function (GO): protein binding
Source: RefSeq, a predicted model, not a curated record